Molecule: messenger RNA, 3490 nt
Organism: Hypomesus transpacificus
Lineage: Eukaryota; Metazoa; Chordata; Actinopteri; Osmeriformes; Osmeridae
Gene: sh2b1
Product: SH2B adaptor protein 1
Exons: 10
Coding region: 740-3388 (882 amino acids)
Biological process (GO): intracellular signal transduction
Cellular component (GO): plasma membrane
Molecular function (GO): transmembrane receptor protein tyrosine kinase adaptor activity
Source: RefSeq, a predicted model, not a curated record
GAGACUGGUUACAACUGACAUUUCGAGACCCAAAGAAUGGCCACACGGGUACGCCGUAGACCCGGUCAGCAAUUCCAAGUCUUUAUCCUGGUCUAUUGGGGCUAGCUGAGGAGACCGGAGACACAUUCCGAUUUUAUCGCGAGAAAAAAUGGGAACGAAGGACUAGGACAGGAGGCAGCAAUAUUCAUAUUUCAGGAACAACAACAACCGUUAUAAAAUGAUGAUUAUAAUGUAACUAAAUGAUAAUCCAGUUAUAACGCAAUCGAUGGAUUGAAAAUACUGGAUUCUGAAAUACAGGCUGUGAUCAUGUCAUCUCUUGGAUGUUAAUGAAGAGGAGGCGCACCUUUUCUGUUAUACAUAUUUACCCUUGUCCUCCCUUUCUCCUUCCCACUUGCAUUUUCUAAUGUUCAAGACAUAAGAUUUUGUGACUGUAUGAAAAUAUGUAGCUCAGAGUUUAGUACUACUUUUAUAUUUGUAGUCCCUUUUUUCCACCAGCACUCAUGGGUGUUUGGUGCACAAGCCUUUAUUUCUGUAGAUUUUAAAUGCGUCAGAGGUUACUCUGUGCCAAGCCUACUGGAUUUCAGGAGUUCACUCCUAUUUUUUAAUUAGUUGACCGAUGUGUUUAUCCCUGUUUUCCCUUACCCAGGCGUGCAAUUACUCCUGGUUCCCUUUCUAACCCCUCCGUGGUCAAUCAUCAGCCUCUUAGCUAGCUAAACACAGGUACUAUCUAUCUAGGAGAAUGAACGGCUCUCUUUUGACCCCACCUAGCCCACGGCCAGCAAACUCAUCUCCCUUGCCCCCCUACCCCUCUCCUCCAUCUCCCUCCUUGCUGCCUCUCUCUCUACGGCCACCGCAACUACCUCUUCUUGUCACCUCCCCAACCCAGCCUCAUCCCUCCUCCCUGUCGGACACACCCACACCAUCCCCCUCACCCUGUUUAAGCUGGACAGAGUUCUGUGAACUGCACGCCCGUGUUGCAGCCGGGGACUUUGCCCGCCACUUCCGGGCUUUUCUGUUGGAGAACCCACACUACUCCCCAGAUUCUGCUGCAGCCUUCUGCCGCCGAUUCACUGACCGCUUCAUCCGCCACUUCCAGAGUGAGCUUGAGGGAAUGGUGCCUCCAAGUACUGCCACUGACAGAGAAGAUACAGGGAGCUGGGCCCCCCAGUCUGAUGCCACUUCAUUGGAAGAGGAUGCUGCCUCGCCACCACCGGUGUCUGAGGGAGUAAUUCUCCCCACUGCUCCCAUCAACCCAGUGCAAGCCCCGCCCAAGCACACGCCCACCCGUCUGGUGUUGGAGUACCGAGAAGGGGACAGGUUUCAAGACUCUUACGCUCACACACAGAUCCUCCCCCCUUCCUCCUCCUCCUCCUGCUCCUCCUCAGUGGGAGGGCAUAAUGGAAGGCUGAAUGACAGGGGCGCCACAGUCAGGUCCUUCCCUGCCGUAGUCCCAGGCAACGGAGAGGCAAGGGCUGAGGAGGAGGGAGACAGCUGGGUGGGGGUAGUGGCUGUUGGGGAAGAGGCAGAGAUAGUGGAUGGUGAGUUGGAGCCAACAGAGGCUUGCUUGGACAAUACAGACCAUCCUCUCCAAACUGCCACAUCCACCACCAUGGCUCCUCCUCAAGGCUCGGGUUCCAGGAGCACCUGCGCACCCUCGUCAGGGGGAGGCAACCCCUCCAAAACCAAACUCAAGAAGCGCUUCUCAUUACGGAGUGUGGGGCGCAGUGUGCGAGGCAGUGUUAGGGGUAUCCUGCACUGGCGUAGCUCAUCUAGUGACUCACCUCAAAGUCAGUCUCCACUGCCAUCAAGCUACAGCUACACUAUGGGCGUGCAGGAUGCUGCCAAGAGGAACUCUGGUACUCAGCCCCCAAUGCCAACCUCAUCCAUGCCUGUGUCUCUGUCGUUACCACUCUCCCUCCCCCACUCCUCAUCCUCCUCCCUUCCUCCCUCAUCCUCCAGCAGCGCCACCUCCCUUUCUCUGUCCGAAGCAGCACGUGACCGGCGCAGGAGCAAUGGUGAGGGAGGUGGGGAUAAAGAGAAGUGGAGCCUCCGGCUGGACAAGCUGCGACUGUCGCGCUCGCCGCCCCCAGUCCUAUCGUCCGCCCCAGCAUCUGCUGUGGUUUCACCCACGUCCUCCCUGCCUCCCAGUAGUGCUGUCGCCUCUGCCGGACAUCCAAGGAAAGCUGGCCGCCUGGUACGGGAAGGCGGUGUGACUGUCUGCUCAUCUAUGGAUGAGUUCGCUGGGAGCCACACCUUCUCAGGGUUCUCCUUCGGCUUGCUCCACCACAGCACGGACAGUAACAACGCUGUCUCCACCGUUGGGCCUCCACAGCAGACGCUUGCCACCGGGGGCACUAUGAGCUGGAGGGGCGGCCGCUGGCACAAGUGUCGGCUGGUCCUCAGAGAAAGAGACAAAGAUGGUGGGGAGCGGGGAGAGGAGUACUACCUGGAGUUCUUCAUUCCACCAAAAUCCUCCAAGCCCAGGCUGACAGUCCAAUGCUGCUCCAUGGUAGACGUGAGAAGCACCACUGCUCUGGAGGUGCCUGACAAGGAGAACACCUUUCUCCUACAGUUGGAAGGGCCGGCGCAGUACGUGAUUGAGACGCGAGAUGCUGUUCAGAUGAGGGCAUGGCUGAGUGACAUCAGGAACGGCAUCUGCCUGAGUGAACAGGAUGAAGGUGUAUGGGGGGGGCAGAUGGACAUCAGUGCAACGCCUGAGUUUGGGGACCGCCUCUCCCAAGUGUGUUACGGAGGUGUCGGUGGCUCCUCCCCCUUGAAGGACCCUCUCCCACCAGAGUUACCGCCCCGAGCCCCUCUCGAUGAAUCAGAGAGCCGCGGUGGCGGGGCAAGUCUAGGUACACCUUUUGCAGAGACACCAGAUGCCACAGGCUCCUUCCUGUUCUCCGACGAGGCUGUGGCCGAGGCCGUGGAGCACCCUCUGAGUGAGUGCCAGUGGUUCCACGGUACACUGUCUCGCCUCAAGGCAGCGCAGCUGGUGCUGGCAGGGGGCACGGCUAGCCACGGUGUGUUCCUGGUGCGACAGAGCGAGACACGGCGCGGUGAAUACGUGCUCACCUUCAACUUCCAGGGCAAAGCCAAGCACCUGCGACUGUCCCUGAAUGAGGACGGCCAGUGUCGUGUGCAGCACCUGUGGUUCCAGUCCAUUUUUGACAUGCUGGAGCACUUCCGCGUACACCCCAUCCCCCUGGAGUCUGGGGGUGCCUCCGACGUCACACUCAUCAGCUUUGUGGGUGCCACCGCUGUCAGGCAACCAGGCCGGGACAGGGCAGGCAGCCGGCCCACAGUCUGUGAUGUCAUCACCACGCGCCACCCUGACUCUCCAUCAACCCCCAUCUCUGACUGUGUACUUGACCAGCAGACCCCGUAGCCCUCCUCAGCUUCCUCCUCCACCCCUGCCUCCCGGUCGGCCCCCACCCCCCACACCACCUCAGGAGCGAGGGAGUGACACAGAGCUAGGAGCUGGUGGAGC